Molecule: messenger RNA, 2372 nt
Organism: Herpailurus yagouaroundi (jaguarundi)
Lineage: Eukaryota; Metazoa; Chordata; Mammalia; Carnivora; Felidae
Gene: DUSP22
Product: dual specificity phosphatase 22
Exons: 8
Coding region: 319-879 (186 amino acids)
Biological process (GO): protein dephosphorylation; signal transduction
Cellular component (GO): cytosol; plasma membrane
Molecular function (GO): protein tyrosine phosphatase activity
Source: RefSeq, a predicted model, not a curated record
UGGGGCGCACAAGGGGCGUGCACUGGCAAAGCAAGACCAUUUCCCGGCAAGGGCGCCAGUGCCUCUUCUCUGCUCGUCCGGGAAGUCCGGGUCGGACGAGCGGAAAGCCUUAGAGUCCAGGCCGGCUCCCUGGAGCAAACCCAGUGGCCUGGACCUCCCUGAUUAUUAUUAUUGUUGUUUAUACUGCGAGCACGAAAUUCUUCCCCAGGGCCUCCUCCCCCGCCCGCCCCACCUGCUCCUUCCUCCUCGUGUUGUAAUAUGCCUUUAGUGAGCCUGCGACCUCAUUACCAAGGGUGCUAGAGUUCGCAUUCAGCCACCAUGGGGAAUGGGAUGAACAAGAUCCUGCCUGGCCUAUACAUUGGCAACUUCAAAGAUGCCAGAGAUGCAGAGCAAUUGAGCAAGAACAAGGUGACACAUAUUCUGUCUGUCCACGAUAGUGCCAGGCCUAUGUUGGAGGGAGUUAAAUACCUGUGCAUUCCAGCAGCGGAUUCGCCAUCUCAAAACCUGACAAGACAUUUCAAAGAAAGUAUUAAAUUCAUUCACGAGUGCCGACUCAGGGGUGAGGGUUGUCUUGUACACUGCCUGGCUGGCGUCUCCAGGAGCGUGACUCUGGUGAUCGCAUACAUCAUGACUGUCACCGACUUUGGCUGGGAGGAUGCCCUGCACACUGUGCGUGCAGGGAGGUCCUGUGCCAACCCCAACCUGGGCUUCCAGAGACAGCUCCAGGAGUUUGAGAAGCAUGAAGUCCACCAGUACCGACAGUGGCUGAAGGAAGAAUAUGGAGAGAGCCCUUUGCGGGAUGCAGAAGAAGCCAAAAACAUUCUGGCUGGUGAAAUGGCAUCCCCUGAGAGAAGACCACCAGGGUCAGGUGGCAUCUGAGCAUCUGCUACAAACUUUGCCCUUGUGAGAGUCCCCCCUCCUCCAGACCACAGCCCAUGAAGAGCAGGGGAGGAUAUUCUGCAGUGCCUCAACCAUGCUACAGUGCCCACAGCUCACUGGGAGAACCACUUCAUGAGAUUUUUAUAGAGCUAGCACCGUUCAGACUGCCAUGAGGGAAAGGAAAAUGAGGCAGGGCAGCCUUGUCUUCAGAUUUUGAGUUGGGGAUAGAAGAGAGUCACUCCCAAAUGUUCUGUGAACAAAUGCUGAGCAUAGAAGCAUGAAUGCAGGCCAAGUGGACCACAGAUGCUUCACAGAGAGUGUCCUGCUAGGAAGACUUGGAAGAAGAAUCAAGUGCAUCCAGGGAAGAGGGUGAUACACAGGUAAAGGCACAGGCAAGAGUGAACAUGGUGUACUUGGAAGUCCAAGACCUUAGAGAAGGUGAUUGUGAGGGAGGUGAGGGUUGGAAAGUAGAGUGCUUAAUCCCGUCCUGUCGUAUAAACUGUAGGCAGCCGUGGGAGGGCCUUGGAUUGAUUUGGGUCCACCAGGAUGGGCUAGAGUCAAGAAGUUCAAGCAGUUAGGAGACAGGCUCACUGGAUGCCCCCAUGGGACCUCUCCAAUGACAAAUCUACCAAGUGAGGCAACAUAUAUAGUUACCACCUUGAAGUAAUUAUAGGCAGUGCUGGUUUGCUUUCUCCAGAAGCAGAAACAGAGUUAGGGGUACAAAGGAUUAUUGGCAGAUAGCAUCUGUGACAGGAGGGCAGUGGGGCUGUCAGGAAGACAGUCCCACCUCCCCAUCAGAGUAGCCUAGGGGCAGGCAUGGCUGGUUGCCUCAGAAGAAUGGCCUGAGCUGCCAGAGAAGGCACCCCUGAGAGGUCAGAGCUCAGGGAUACUUACCAUUCUCACACAGUAGGACAGCCUGAUGCUCUCCAGGGACACCUGGUACUAAAGUGCAGCCUGCAGAGAUUUGUCUCCACAGUGUCUCAUACAGCAGGACUUCCCAAAAUGCUUCGCCCAAACUCCAGUGCUGGAUUCUUCAAUGUGGCUUGGUCAUUUGGGUGCCUCUGGCAACUGAAAGCCCUCUCCCCUCUUCUCUCCUUCUCCCCUUGUCCCCCCUCUGUCCUCCUGUCCCCUCUCCCUCCUCCCCCUUCACUCCCCCUCCUCCCCUCUUCCCCCCAGUUCUCAGAUUAGAACUGGGUGUAGAGAAGGUUGAAAACAAUGCCAGGGUUUAGCGGAUUCCAACCAUUCUCCUCACAAUAAUUGCAGCCUCAGCUGCCACCAGGGAUGCAGCAGGACCUCUCCACUCCUGGGGCAGGAGAUGUACAGACACACUGUUUAUAUAGCAUUUAUUAAAAACAAGCUUUAGUAACAAGUAAAAGAGAAUCUUUUAUUACCAUCCAGAGCCACAAUCCUAAACCAUUCCAGUGAUAAAAUAUGUCUCCCCUGGAAACUUACUUUGUUGAUCUAAGUUUAAACAGUGGCUGUCUAGAGUUAUA